Chilo suppressalis (striped riceborer) is the source of this 648-nucleotide messenger RNA. The record is from the annotation of a GenBank genome assembly. NCBI's taxonomy places the organism in Eukaryota, Metazoa, Arthropoda, Insecta, Lepidoptera, Crambidae.
AUGAGCGGUUUCUCAGAGUCGAGCCCCAUGUGUUCGUCGGUGUCCGAAUCCGGUGGCUCCAGGGCGUCGGCGCGUUGCCUCACCGCGAUCCGAUCCUAUAUGGUCGCCAUGAAACAGCCUAGAGCAUCGAGCCUCAUAUGUUCGUCGGUCUACGAUUCCGGUGGCUCCAGGGCGUCGGCGCGUUACCACACCGCGAUCCGAUCCUAUAUGGUCGUCAUGAAACGGCCUAGAGAGUCGAGCCUCAUGUCUUCGUCGGUCUACGAUUCCGGAGGUUCCAGGGCGUCGGCGCGUUGCCUCACCGCGAUCCAAUCCUAUAUGGUCGCCAUGAAACAGCCUAGAGCAUCGAGCCUCAUAUGUUCGUCGGUCUACGAUUCCGGAGGUUCCAGGGCGUCGGCGCGUUACCACACCGCGAACCGAUCCCAUAUGGCCGCCAUGAAACAGCCUAGAGUCUCCGAUUCCGGUGGCUCCAGGGCGUCGGCGCGUUACCACACCGCGAUCCGGUCCCAUAUGGCUGCCAUGAAACAGCCUAGAGCAUCGAGUCUCAUAUGCUCGUCGGUAUCCGACUCGGAUGGCUCCAGGGCAUCGGCGCAUUACCACACCGCGAUCCGAUCCCAUAUUGCCGCCAUAAAACAGCCUAGAGGUCCCUAA